Aspergillus aculeatus ATCC 16872 is the source of this 3081-nucleotide messenger RNA. RefSeq lists its product as uncharacterized. Lineage: Eukaryota; Fungi; Ascomycota; Eurotiomycetes; Eurotiales; Aspergillaceae. The transcript is spliced from 4 exons. The coding region runs from base 1 to 3081 and encodes 1026 amino acids. The record is from RefSeq and is a predicted model, not a curated record.
AUGCUUGCGACUCCGCCAUGCCCUGCGCCUGGCGUCAGCGCCAUCCCUCUGCCUCAGUUGAAGCGCAAGCGCUCAGAUUCUACAGAUAUGACGCCUGAUCAGGAUGCUCCGGUCGCGACCAAGCUGCGCUCAGAGAACGCGCCGUGCGGCUCUGUCGCCAUCAAGCAGGAUAUCUCGUCAGCCGCCACCAACACGGAUAUUGUGUCAUUCGAAGCGCCCAACAGUCUUCCGAUAAAUUCGCCGCCCGAGACGUCGCAGUCGUCGCCGCCCCCUCCUCCAAGUCAGGGCGCAUCUGAACCUCCUGCGGUAACCAAGAACACCGGCUCACAAAAGGUGGAUGUGGACACGCUGCGUGAAACGCUUGAAGCGCAACUGAGCUUGGAGGUGUUGUUAAAACACAACGAACUUCGGUUGAUCGACCAGGAAAUCGCAAAGUGUCAGGUCGCGUUGGAGCAACUGCGCCGAUGCGCAGAGAUCCCUUACCCGGGUUCGAAUGUGGCGGGUUAUUCGCCAGCGGUCAGCGGCGGAACGGGCAUGGCAGUGUGGGCUCCUGAAAAUGGGUCUGCGCCAUUGUCUCCAGCACCCUGGGGUGUCACUGACGGCCCGUACACUCGCCAUCUUGCAAGAUGGCUAAUCCCAGAUCCUCGUUUUGAUGGCGGUGAACCUGAACCUGCUACGCCUAUGACUGGCGGCCUUGCUAGUCCAUGGACUGAAGGACGCUCGACUCGUGGAAGCUGUGGGGAUCUGGGGUACGUUGCUAGUAAGACGCGACCGCAACGAGGCACAGGUGGGAGACUGCAGUCUCUACCCAACGGCUACCCGCAACCAAAGGACAAGACUGGGCCAAUGCUCAUCCGACGAAAAUCGGAUAAUCUACUCGUCAAGCUCGUGUGUCUGGAUUGUCGCCGGGACAAUUUCUCUAGCACGCAGGGAUUCAUUAAUCAUUGCCGUAUCGCGCACAGCCGAAACUACGCAAGCCAUGAAGCGGCGGCAGUUGAGUCGGGCGAACCUGUGGAAGUGGACGAGGCUGGCGCAGUAAUAGGCGGCAAAAUUGAAACUUCCAGCCCGGCCACAGCUGGUUUCAUUCAUCCGUUGAUUCGGUCGGCGCAUGUCAUUGAGCCGCUUCCCAAGACGCCUACACCUGUAUCCGACGCCACUGUGACUCCUCGAAAACGAUUGAGCCCUGUUCGACAGACUCCCUCCGGAGUGGAGACGCCUCGAGCAUCUAGCGCUGAUCAAAAGACAACGCCCGCUACGGAAGGCAAUGGUCCAUUCAUGUCUUCCCCUGCGACUCCUCAUUUGUCGAAUCUGAUGAAGCUUCGGGGCGUUGCGGUUGACCUAGAACAACUGGUCGGAGAUGCCAAGACUGUGGUAGACUUGAAUGACUAUUCUGAUGAUGACGAUGGCGAGUCAGACUUAGGGUCCGUGCAACCUUCGGCGGAGAUGAGUCAGGAUCAGACACCGCUGGGAGCCCGUGCGGGCAGGCAACCGAUGCGCACGACAGCCUCGCAGGCGACAAGCCGGCGCCCCGGUAGCCGCAAGGGACUGGAUUUCCUUGAUCACAGGCCUCCACCCCUGCAUACCUCAACACCCACCCGGCCUAAUGAUUACCAGUCGCCGUAUCCUUCCAUGUCUUGUCUUCCCCAGGGCUCGCAGAGUGGAGCUCUGCGAGAACUGGAAGGGACAGAACAAGCCUCGAAUCUCAGUCCGAAUACAGCCGAGUCAAAUCAAGCCCCGAGUCUCGUGAGUGAUGACGAUGAUUACGGGGAUGUGUCGGAUUCGGAUCCGGGGCCUAGUUCGUCUGAAGCAGGUGAUCAUGACGAAGACCUGGGCCAUAUUGAUGUCGAAGAUGGCGACGAGAAUAGCGCGCGAUCGGCUGCUGCGACUCCGGCGAAGUCAGAUAUAGGGAUGGCAAGCACGGGGACACCCCGGGCACCACCAUUAUCGAAGUCGCUGCGACGUGGCAGCAUCAAAAAGAAAGACCGACUCAUGGCGCCAUCAGUGGUUCCAUCACGCGGUAAGGAAGAGAAGCGGGUGAGCUUUGUUAACCCCGACUCGAAACCUGCCAAGGGGGGGAUCGAAACCUUGCAAUCCCUUCUAGCGAGAUACCCAUCCACCGUGGAAUCCACCACGCGGCGCAAAGCCACCACCACCACCGAGAAGAAAUCCGCCGCCAGCAGCAGACCCAAAAGCAAAUCCGCAUCCAAGGAUCUUACUUCGACCCUCACCGUAACAGAGGACCCCGAUGAUGCGCCGGCAGCCGUGAAAACCUACCUCGCCCUCGACGAGUUCCGCUACACGACCCUCCCACAUGCAGUCCGUCAACGCGCCUCGACCACUACCGGGGAUGAUGGGGAAGGGAGGGCGUAUCUCGAGAAGGAGGAAUUGGUGCGUCUGGUCGAGUGGAAGAUGAAACACGGGAAAUUCCGCCCCGCAUUACUGGGGAUGAUCCGCUCGAAUUCCGAAAGCCUGGUGCGGGAAGCGACGGGGGAGGCAUUUCAAUUGCUGCGCACUGCAGAACUGCGGGAGAUGUUUCCGGGGACGGCGUUGGAGAAGGUGACGGGGCCGUUGAGGGGGGUGGGGCCUGCGACGGGGAGUUUGGUAUUGUCUGUUUUGUCCUCGGGUUUGCCGUCUGAUGGUGAGGUUGAUGGGGUGCCGUUUUAUAGUGAUGAUGUGUUUCUGUGGUUGUGUUGGGGGGUUUUCCCUGGGGGCGAUCCGGAAAGGGUGGGGAAGGCGUUUAAGCCUGGGAAGAGCGGGGAGUUGAAUGUUAAGUAUAAUGUUGGGGAGUAUCGUGAGUUGUGGGAUGCGGUGCGGAGGCUGAGGGGGAGGUUGGGGGAGGGGGUUGGGUAUCUGGAGAUUGAGAAGGUGGCGUUUGUGGUGAGGUUUGGAAUUGGGAGUGAGGAUGGGAUGGAGAGGGUGGUGGUGGAGGAGAAGGAGGAGGAGAAGGGGGAGGAGGGAAUCGAUCUUCAAGACAUCCGGGGGAAGAGGAAGCGUGGGAAGAUUGAACAGGAGGAUGAAAAGGUGGAGAGGGAGCAAAAGGUUGGUGUGAGGAGAAGUACCAGAAGGAGAGGAGGAAAGUAG